AUGAGCUAUUACCUUCAAAUCUGUGGGAUUCCAAGCAACCAUAUGAGCUCAUCAGCGCUUCUUUGCUUUGACAAUAAGCGUUAUUUAUUUAACACAGGUGAAGGAUUACAAAGAUUCAACACAGAAUUCAAGGCAAAAAUCAAUAAAAUCACUGAUAUUUUUAUCACAGCUAUUGAUCCAGACACACUAGGAGCAUUGCCAGGAGUUAUGCUUUCCAUGAUGGAAGCUGGCGUCCCUAAUUUCCACAGAAAAAUCCAUGGGCCUCCAGGCAUAGCUGCUUAUAUACAGUCAACUUUGACUUUUGUAUGGAAUGAAAUUUUUGACAUUAUCGAGUACGGAAAUGAAAAUUUUGAAGCCCCACAUGUGAAAAUUACAACAGAAAGAGUUUUUCGUGACGAAAAUAUAACAGUUCAUGUGAUUUCAGCAUUUAGAGAAGAAAACAGUUUUUAUGAAUUUCCUGAGGGGAGAAGAAUGACUCCGUCAAGCUCUGGGAUUAUUUAUAUAAUUGAAGGAAAAUUACAGCCGCCAAAAUUUAGGGUAGAUAAAGCAAAAGCCUUGGGGGUUCCUCCAGGGAAACUGUAUGGAAGACUUAGCGCUGGGGAGACUAUAGAAAUAGGGGAUAAAAUAAUUACUCCAGAUCAAGUGUUAGAUCCAGCACCACCAGCACCAGCCUUUGCAAUACUUCAUUUUCCAACAGAAGAUCUACUCACCCAAAAUAUUCAGUCUUCUUUACAUUCUAUUUUAUCCAGCUUAUCUAGCGACUUUUCUGCAAUUUUAAGCUUUUCCCCUAGCCAAGUCUUACUAAACCCUAUUUACCAUUCCUUAAUAUCGCAAUUCCCUGCAGACUGCAAACACCUUUUAUUUUCCUCUUCUCUUAUUUCAUCAUAUUACCUAUCCCUUCCUCCAACCUCAAUUUAUAAGAGCUCAGAUACUUUAUUAGCCCAGUUAAACGCCAUUUGUCCAGAACUUUUCAAUUUUUCGCCAAAUGAUUGAAAAGAAAUUAACUCUGACGAAGCAGAAAGUUUGAAAAAAAUAUACCCAAAUGCAGUAAUUCCACAGCUACUAAUGAAAAUUAAGCUAAGCCCUGCACAAAAUAGAGGAAUUGAUAUUGCUGAGGCAAUAAAGCCUUUUAAUUAUGAAGAAGCCAUAAAAGCAGUCCAAGGGCUGAAUUUUGAAAGUGAGGCACAGUGUCAUGGGUUGCCAUAUGAAAAUGUGAUUGAUAUAAAAAAGCUAGGGGCUGACCCAGAAAUUUUACUAUUAGGAACAGCUUCGAUGAAGCCUGGGAAGUACAGAAAUGUAAGCUCAACUUGACUAGGCGGAUGGGGUGGAAGCCUUUUACUUGACUGUGGAGAAGGCACUUAUUCACAACUAAUAAGACGCUUCGGAAGCUCAAUAAACCAAGUUUUGCUUGAUCUUAGCGGAAUUUUGAUAUCCCAUUUGCACGCAGACCAUCAAAUAGGAAUUAUUAAGCUUCUCCACGAGAGGGCGAAACUUACAAAUUCCCCAAUCAUUGUAGUAGCUCCUUCUAAUUUUGAGGUCUACUUAAAUGUCUGCAACUUAUUAAUGGGGCCUUUGCAUUAUACAUUUCAGCCCGUUGCAGAAACCCAGACAAUCCCAGGGCUAAAAUUAAUCCAAACUGUCGCUGUUAUCCAUAGAAUUGAAGCUUAUGGGUUUAUUAUUGACCAUGAGUCAGGAUGAAGAAUAGUCUAUAGUGGAGAUACAAGACCAUCAGAAAAUCUUGCUACAGCCGGAAAUGGCGCCACUUUGCUUAUCCAUGAAGCUACAUUUGAAGAUGAACUUCAAACUGACGCUGUCGAAAAAAUGCAUUCUACCUUAAGUGAAGCUUUAAAUAUUGCCCAGUCUAUGAAUGCUUGAAAAGUCGUUUUGACGCAUUUUUCGCAGAGAUAUUCAAAAAUCCCAAAAACUACACAGGUAGACGCAAUUUUGGGGCUGGAUUUAAUGAAGUUUAAGCUGUCAGAUGCACAUAUUGCUAUUAAAAUAUGGAUAAAUAAAAUGGCAUUCGGUUCGAGAGAAAUUAGCUCUGCUAAUUUUCUCUCCCCUAUGGAAUUUUAUUUAUGGGGUUAGGUUUUCUUCUAAGAACUUUUGUACAGCAACAGCGGUUUAACUCUGGCAGAUAAGCCGAGGCACAGCUUCAAGUGCAUAGAGGCUUGAAGUUUUACCUCUCAGCACACCUGAGGAAAUGAUCCUUAGGCGGAGCACGUCUAGGAGCUGAGCCAAAGGAGUGAGGCAGCGCAGCCCAUCGAAGCUGGAACGCUGGAUUUGUCCCGUGCCCUGGCGAAGCAAAGUCGAUCGAUCCAGGAGUCCAUGGGCCCGAUACGUGAAUAAAUAUAGCGGUAGCUCUGGACAAGGCUACCCCGUAUGGACGUUAAACGUUAUACAUAAUUAAAACUAAGGCUAUUGAAAAUAUGAGUAAGUUAUUGAAAAUUUUAGAUGCAUUAGAGGAGAAAAAAGAUAGCUAA
Messenger RNA from Blepharisma stoltei, 2480 nucleotides. The record is from the annotation of a GenBank genome assembly. NCBI's taxonomy places the organism in Eukaryota, Ciliophora, Heterotrichea, Heterotrichida, Blepharismidae.